Messenger RNA from Paramecium sonneborni, 1288 nucleotides. Lineage: Eukaryota; Ciliophora; Oligohymenophorea; Peniculida; Parameciidae. The record is from the annotation of a GenBank genome assembly.
AUGUAAAGGGAUUUAUUUAAUUUAAAUAAUGUUUACAAAUUAAGUGUGAGCUAGUCAAAUGCAGUAAAGUUAUCUAAAGUAAACAAUAUAAUCAAUUUCAAGCAACUAAUUAAUAUGUAGAGUGAUAAAGGAGAUAUUUUAAGUCACGAUGAUGAUCAAGCACCAAUUUUAAUUAUAAGCAAUAUUUUCAAAAGUAAAAACUUAAUUUAAUAUCAGAUCAUUCAUUAUUGAAUUACAAAUCAUUUAAUAUUUAAUGAUAAAAUUAAAUCAGAAACUCCUCUUCUAUCUAAAAUUGUGAAAAAUUAUAUAGCAGGAAAAUUUAUUAAUAAAACAUUAAGAAAUUAAUUACCUAUGUUAGACUCAAGUGAAUUUAUGGAUAAAUAAUUAGUAGGCAUCAAGAAUUUAAUUAUAUCAAUCAUUACUUAAUUUAAGCGUUCCGCGAUUUUCAAAAUGCAAUGCUAUUAAAAGAAUUUAUAUUUAUGAGGCUGUAUAAUCUUAUAAUUUUAAUAUCUUAGGAAUUGCUUUACUUUAAGCUAAAGGAUCGAAUAUUAUUCUAUUUAGACAUUCUCAAAAAGACAAAGAUGAAGAGAAAUGAGAAAAGUAUGUUUUUGGACUCCUUUUUAAUGGAAAGUUUCUCCAGAUAUUUCAGGAAAUAAAGGAUCUUUUAAAUUUUAUAUACACCCUAAAUUCAAAAUCUUUUCAACAAAUGGUCAAUAAUAAAGUAAAUUGGCUUUAAUAAUACCUAUCAUAACAAAAAGAUAAAGUUAAACUCAAUUCACCUCUUAAAUAGGGUCCAAAAUAAUCUAGCUUAGGUAUAGGAGGUAGCAGUUAUGAACAUCAUAGAAUUUGGAUAGAUGGAAAAUAAUUCUAAGCAAGUAGACUUGUUGAAGAAGAUAAAACGUUUUAAAGUGGGUCCAUAUGAUAUUCGAAUUAUUUAAUGUUUAAUAAUACAAGAUGAAAUUCAUCUAUUAAAUGUAAUUCUAUUAAAAUUAAAUUAAUUUAGAUUGAUUUAAUUGAAGUAUGGAAUCUAAAAUUUAGUAAUCUAGUAUAAGGAACUUCUUAUUUUAAAACUACUUAUCAAAUACAUUUUGGUUAAGAUGAAUAGAGUAUUAACUAAAAUCAAUUAAGAGUUUUAAUAAUCACCUUAAAUUAAUAAUAAGGCAGGAAUGACUAUAUAUCAUUUAAAUUUAUAGCUUUUAGAGGCAAAAUGAUAUAUUUAUAUUCUUUACUUUUAAUUCUUGUUUUUGAGAUUAGCAGUUUUUAGUUUAUUUUCGGCAAUUACUCUUGA